CAUUAACUUAGUACAGGAUCGAUGCAAUAAAUUGCUGUAUCGCCCACUCCCUUUGCGCGGUAAUAGAAAAUAUUACGCCACAACUCAUCCUUGUUAGUGACAGGAGGUGGAGCCCCGCCCCCUUGGAGAUCUCAUAAAGGGACAGUACACCCCAAUUUUUGCAUAUUCGGUAACUCGAACCCUCCUUGUUGAAAUGCUGAAUGGAUUAAACGCAAAAAUAAAAAAAUAUUAAGCGUUUUGAACAGAGAUGGGUAAAUAAGAAAAGGAAGUGGUGGCGUACAAGCGAAGGGAGUCAGUGACGAGGGCAUCGAACGUUUUUACCGCAGUGCAUCUGCAGGAUCCUCUGAAGUGAGAGAGGUGCUGCUGUGGCGCAGCAACAUCACUGGAAACCGAGCACGGAGGACGGAUCUAUUGUUUGUUUUUGGUUAUUAUUAUUUGAUUUUUUUUUGCUCAACGGAUUUUAUGGAUUUGAUCGCGCACCUGCAGUUUCAUGUGCAAUGCCAGCGCGAGAGAAGAUUGUUUCCUACCAGCAAGAGGUCAUGAGAUAGCUGAAAUCCAAGGUUUUUCCCAGAAGAGGACAUCACAUCACAUCACCACCCCCCACCCCAACCCCCUCCUCGGAGAAGGCCUCUAAAUUGAGAACAGUAGGCUCGGAUUAAGUGAUUAAAUAUCAUAUUUAGUUUUGGCGAUCAAAACUAGUAGCAACGGAGGUAGCAAAUUUGAAUUUUAACUGAACACAAUAUGCACUUGCAUGUUGCACGUAUGAAUACUAUUGAAAUCCCCAUUGAGAUUUAGACAUAAGUGUGUGUGUUCCCAGGCAGGUUUAAUUAUAUCUCUGUGUAUCUCUUAUUAAAAACGUCAGGUAUAAUCUAAUCUCAGGGUGAAUUUCCAGAGGGGAACACUGUGAGUCAUUACUUCAACUGGAAUGUUUGCAUGACAAAAAAAUCAAAAAAAAAAAAAUUAAAAGCAUAAAUUCAGCACAGCUACAAUAUAUUUGUCUCCAGCAAUAAUCCGUGGCAAUAAAUGCUAUAACCAUCACUAAACUGUUUGGUUUGAGCCAAAGAAGUAUAAAGCAGCAACACUAAAGGAGGCCUGUACAUUUUUUUUUUUUGCACAUUACAAUGCAUGUGUAGCUGCCCGGUUGAUUUAUUCAUGAUCAUAGUCUGCACUUUAGCGGACUUCGGCUUUUAAAAAUUUGCAGUGUUCUUAAGAUAAAAGCAUCGUCAAUAUUAAUCAAUAACUAUCAUAAGUAGAUUCGGCGUUUUAAAAGUACUUGUAGGUCCAUCAUCCGGUAUAUUGCUGCAACCAUUGACAUGACGGCAAUACACAUCCUACUCAUUUUCCUCUCCUGCACAUUGUUUGUGCAUCAAUGUCACGGGGCGUGCGCAGAGGUGGACUCGGACACGGAGGCGGUGGCGGGCAAAGGUUUCAAACUGGGCUGCAUCUCCUGCAAAAGGAGGAGUGAAGUCAAAGCCACCGCCACCGUUGAAUGGUACUUCCAGGCCGAAGGAGAGGUCGACUUUGUGCAGAUCUAUACCUACAACGAGGGCGGAGCCUCCAUUGAAAAUGAGCAUUUUGUGGACCGACUGGAUUGGAACGGGAGCAAGACGAGCAACGACAUCCAAGACGCCUCCAUAUAUCUUCUCAAUGUCACCUUUAACGAUUCUGGCACGUACCGCUGCUUCUUCAACCGCAUCCUCAACUUUGAUAACUACGAGUACACCACGGUCAUCAGCAAAGUGGUCCGCCUCACUGUGGUGGCCAAAGCCACCAGAGGCACUGCUUCCAUUGUGUCCGAAGUCAUGAUGUACGUGUCCAUCAUCGGCCUGCAGGUCUGGCUCCUCAUAGAGAUGAUUUACUGCUACAGAAAAAUAGCAGCAGCCGGUGAAGAAGCGUUAAGAGAAGCCGCGAAUGCGGAAUAUUUAGCGAUUGCCUCGGAAAGUAAAGAUAACUGUGCAGGGGUACAGGUUGGAGAAUAGCAAAGGCUUCCUUUCUUUAUGGACUGAAAACAUCCCUCCUACACAUCCUGCUAACUGCAUGAAAACAACCUGUCUGGUGGUGGUGUGGUAGUGUGGGGGGGGCAGACUCCAUCUUCAUCUCAAGUCUUCUGUUUUGUUUUAACUUCCCGUUUCCUCGACGAGGACCUCAAAUGCAUAUGAAGCACAGAGAGAGACAGCAUGGUACCAGCACUGUAAAUAGUUUGCUACGCACAAAAAGCAAAGCAUGUACUGCACUAGUGUAAAAAAAAAACAACCCAUUAUGCAUUAAUGAGCCACAUUGUUAAAAAGCAUCCAGUGUACUCACAUCUGUACAUUUAUAUUGGAAUAUACUGCGGGAGCCCGUGGCACUCUUGAGGUUGAUUGUGAAAGAAAGCUUUUUACUAACUCACCACAACUUAAAUGUAUAAUAAAUGAAAUACCCAAUAUGUAUGUUAUUUCUAAAUAAAAUAGAAUGUGGUGAACUAUGAUAGACGGUCUUUACAAUGGAAUUGCUGGUACAUUCAGUGAACUUUAAAUGUACUAAUAAAAAAAAGGAUAAAUCUCA
Molecule: messenger RNA, 2544 nt
Organism: Doryrhamphus excisus (bluestripe pipefish)
Lineage: Eukaryota; Metazoa; Chordata; Actinopteri; Syngnathiformes; Syngnathidae
Gene: scn1bb
Product: sodium channel, voltage-gated, type I, beta b
Biological process (GO): regulation of heart rate by cardiac conduction; regulation of sodium ion transmembrane transporter activity; sodium ion transport
Cellular component (GO): voltage-gated sodium channel complex
Molecular function (GO): sodium channel inhibitor activity; transmembrane transporter binding
Source: RefSeq, a predicted model, not a curated record